UGUUCGUUGACUUCCGGUCAUAUCCGCAGCCGGUGGUGUCACUCAACAGCCGGGGAGACUCAAAUCAAAACACAUUUUAGGUAUGAGCCGCUGAUGGUCAGUCAUGGACGAAGACGACAGUCAAGACGAGCAAAUUAAUCCCAGUGCUUCCUGCAGUAAAGUUAAAAGGGCUGUAUUCGGUUCAACAUCAGGUGAAUCGAAUGAUGAGUCCGAUCAAGCGGAUUCUGACAGCGGUGAAGAUGAUGAUGAUGAAGAAGAGGAUGAGGAUGGAGCAGAGGAAGAUGAGUCUGAUGUCAGCGAGGAUGAGGAUUUGAAGGCUGAGGAGGGAGCGUGUGGUCAGACCUCCGGUGCUCUUGCGGGGAUGAGUUCAGACGAGGACGCUGAUAAAUGCCCCAUCUGCCUCAAUUCAUUCAGUGUACAGCCUGUGGCCACCCCAGAGAGCUGUGAGCACUACUUCUGCCUCGAUUGCAUUCUGGAAUGGGCCAAAAAUGCAAAUUCCUGCCCCGUGGACCGUAUUUCCUUCAACAGCAUAUACCUGAGGAAGUCUUAUGGAGGAAAAGUGCAGAAAGUGAUUACAGUGCGGAAACCUGUAAAGGAAGUUCAAGACGACGUGUUAAAUGUGGACCUGGAGCAGACCAACUGUGAGGUGUGCGGCGGCAGUGAUCGAGAGGAUCGUCUGUUGCUCUGUGACGGGUGUGACGCUGGUUACCACAUGGAGUGUCUCACGCCGCCUCUUGAUGCUGUUCCCAUUGAAGAGUGGUUCUGUCCGGAGUGUGUUUCCAACAACCUUCACCAAAGGGGAUCUGCUGAAGACAUCAGCGAGGCAGAGAGCAUCCCGUCCACCGCACAUCAGUCCAGGAGACGCUCUCAAUCCAAUGCUGCCCGGCCCACCAGAGCCAUCGCACGAACCCAGCAGAGCGAGAGAGUCCGCGCUAACGUCAACCGCAAUCGGAUUACACAGGCACGCUCAUCGCAGUUGGCGCCCACCUAUUUAAUUCAGUCUUCCUGGCUGGAUGACACUAUCAAUGCAGUUGUUGCUGGGCUGAACACUGCGGUCUACGUCAGAGAUCUUACACCUCGUCCCCCGACCAGGCGCCGACGCAGAACAGCGAAGCGGCGGAAGGUCCUCAGCGGUAAAAGCUCCUCCGCAAAGGUCGGAAAAAUGAAAACGGGUGGCACAAGGAGGAGGAAGACAAAGCGGAGAGUCAGAAGGACCCAGUCCAGAAAAACUGCUGCAAAAAGGCCCGCAAUGAAGCCCCCUGUGCCUGUGGUGUACCGGGGCUCGGAGAAUACACUGAGCAACAUGAGAGCUAACAUUGGUGCUCCAUCCCUCUCCAUUUAUGGGGAUCCUUUUGAUCUGGAUCCAUUUGCAGAGGAUGAUGAUGACGACCCGCAAGAUCACGUCACACAUUUGCUUGAGGCCAAAAGGAGAGGGAUCUCUCACUCUGCUCUUCGCUCCCAUCAGCCUGUAGCCCGCCCAGUAUCUGCUGGACUCUCGAGGAGAGGUUUGGAUAUCCCUCAGUCCAACGGUGUUGUGGAGGCAGCGCCUGUGCCAGACCUUCUUGGAAGCAUCCUGUCUGGACAAAAUAUGUUGUUCAUGGACAGCGCAGAUAUUGAUAUCAACAGGGAUGGCUCUCUCCAAGCAACCAAACCAACAAGUCUAUCCUCAAAGUUCAAUCCAGGCCACAGCAAAAGCAAUAGCUCAGGAGAGUCCAGUGCUCAGAUGAACACGGGUCUGACGCCCAACUUCAGUGACAAUGCUUUUUCUCCCGGGACCUCCUGUUCACCCACCAGACCCUUUUCUAAUAGCAUGUCUGUGUUACCCUCAUCCCUGCCUUCCACCUUCAACCACACCCGCCAAGAAUUACCAGCAAGACCUCGACCUGGCUUUCAGCCCCCUGGUUCCAGCAGACCCAUCUCAACUCAUGGCGUCGGUCAGGCAAGGAAUGUCGGGUGUCUGUCGACUGCCUCAAAUGCUUGCUCAAACAGCAAGAAGACAUCUGUGCCACAAGCAAAAAAAGCUCAAAUAAAGCCGAUGUGGCAGGAUAUUUCUGAGCUUCCGAGGAUACCGAAAAUAAAAAGGGAGCAUAACAUUGGCUCCAGCCGCAGUCACGAGCGAGGAAGCACUUCUAGUCAUGGCGCUUGCAGACCAGACGCCUUCAUGAACACACUGGCUGGAGACAGGAUGCCGCAGACAAAUGUAGAUCAACGCGGGGCAACCAGUCGACAGACCUCCAGGUCAGACAGAGCUGGAUCGUCAUCAACCUUUUCCAACUCGUCCUAUCCCACAUCUUCCUCCUCCUCGUCCUCCUCCUCUCAGCUGGGUCAUUCCACAAUCGCCUCUUCAUCGUCCUCGUCUGUCAGCUUCCGCAUUAACUCGAGUGGGAACUCGCUGCUUUCUAGGCGCCUCAGCAAUGCGUCGUCGUCUUUAGGCAGCCACAGCAUGGGGGACCACCGGAAUGAAAAAGCGGAUGAGGCAAAAAAGAGACUCUUGCAAAGAGACAAAGAAAUCUUGCUUGCUUCACGUACGUCCACCGCAAAGGUAGAAGACAAUGAUAUCUAUGAUCCCUUUAAUCCGACAAUGUCUGAAUCGAGUAGCUCAGACGAGGAACAGGAGAGCAAAAGUAAAAGCACUUUCUCAUCUCAUGCAGUUCUACCUCUCAAGCAAGGCGUUUUGAAAAACAGGCUGGAUUUCAAAAGUGAACGUGAAGAGGUCCAGAUCACACCAGAAGGAAUCAGAAUCAGAGAUGCACCGAGUACGAGCAAGCCAUCUGGUUGUAAAGUUAAGGUUGAAAAGGAAUCAACUGCAACGCAAACUGUUCAGCAAAUACCACCCACUGUGAGAGUGAAAAUGGAGCCAGAGAGCGACGACGAGCAGGAGGAGCAAAGGUUCAAGACUGGGGUUCAAAGUAGCAGAGAAAGGACAGAUGACACGUCGCCUGCACGUCUGAAAGUGGACAGUAAAAAGGAUAAAACUACGAUUAAAGAGGAAAACCUUCAUGUUGAAGUCACACCACACGUUGCGCAUUCACAUUCAAAGAAUUUACCACCAACCAGCUCUGUCUCCAAAAAGCUGCCACCGAAGGACAUCGUGUCUGACUCAAGGGAUUUAAACAGUAAAAAGGAAAGCAGCAUAAAGGGAGCUUCUUCAAAGCAUCGACGCUCCAGCUCAAGCAGCUCUGAGUCCGACAGGAGCAGAAGUCGAGAUUGUCACGGUGGAAAGGGAGACUUGGGCAAGGACUUGAAAAAAAGCUCCGGCAGGUCAAGAUCAGAGGAAAGGAAGACGAGACCUCAUUCACACACAAACAGUUCCAGUUCCAAUUCUCCUGAGAAGAUCCAUAAAAAGAGGCGGCACUCUCCUUCCUCCUCUCAUGCCAACAGUAGGAGGCGUUCCAGGUCCAGGUCCAGCAGCAGAGAGCGCUCAAGAAAAGCCAACCAUAACCACAAAAGCCCAGAAAGAAACGAUCGAGAGAGAGACCGCAACAGGCGAAGGUUGCCCAAAGAUGAGAGAAAACGUUCACGGUCCAGGGAAAAGAGGAAAAAUGAAGUACAAAACAGAGACAGAUCGAGUGGGAAAAGCUCAGAGGAGGGUCCAUCAAAGAGAUCCCAGUCAGCGCCUCAAUCGAAGCCAACGUCUGUUAAAGACAAGAUAAAAACGAAAGAGGUUCCUAAAAAUGCAUUCAAAGACAAAAUGGAUGUAAAAGUGGAAAUGCUUGACAUCCCCUUCUUGGCAGCUGAAGUUGUGAAGGAGGAGUGCAGAGAAGAUCCGGUGAAAGUUAAGGAGGUGGUUAAGCCAAUCAAAAAGGAAAAAGAAGCUCUACUGGAUAUCUUUGCUGAUUCUCCAAAGGCAGAGGAGAUUCAGGUCACUCAGGUCCCCAUCAAGACUGAAACCUGUGAGCUGGAAAUCAAAGUGGAGCCGAACCCUCCCGAGGUGUCUUCCCAGGCCUCGCUCAGCUCGUUGUCUUCAUUGAUCACACCUGAUGCCGCAGUGUCACAAACCCGGCCUGGCCCGGAGGCUCCAGCGGAGCAGGCACAGGGCGCCUCUGUGAAACAGGAAGUUCAGCAGCCCUCUGACUCGGAGGAUGACUUAACUGUGGACAUGAUGCUGGACAACCUGGACGACGUGAAGAGCGAGCGUGCGGAGGGAGAGGACGGCGGGUUUAAAGAGGAGAAGGUUGAGCAGGACAUGAAGAAAGAGGGGGAGCAGGUUUUGGUCACGUCUGGGGCCAAAUCCAAGUCUCAGGUCAAGCGGGUUACGUGGAACAUUCAGGAGCCAGAUGGUCCGCAGCCAGAGAAAGCCACCAGCAAGCUGGCCUUGUAUAAGAGGAAGCUGAAGCAGGAAGGAGUUCGCAGGACUUCCUCCACAGUCCAGAAUACACAGGAAACCAGUUCUGUUUCGACAAGUGACUCUGACAAGAAAACUGCCCCAGCAACUUCAACCUCCAAGCCUGAGAUGACAGAUGGGGAAUUGUCCAGACAAGAUGUGUAUCUAAAGAAGCUCCACAUGCAGGAGCGAGCAGUUGAGGAGGUGAAACUGGCCAUCAAACCUUUCUAUCAGAGGAGGGACAUCAACAAGGAAGAAUACAAGGAAAUAUUGCGUAAAGCUGUCCAGAAGGUGUGCCACAGCAAGAGCGGGGAGAUCAACCCAUUGAAGGUGGGCAAUCUGGUCAAAGCAUACGUGGACAAAUACAAACAUGCUCGCAAACACAAGAAAGGUGAGGAAUCCACGAAGAGCCAGCAGACCAAUGCUGAGCCCAUGGAUAUCUCCGACAGCCCAUGACGACUCCUGCUGCAGCAACCACUGCUGCAUUCAUCACUUUUUAAGAACGUUGUUUUAUGGCAUGCUUCAUGAAACGUUGUUAUAACUGAAAUUCAGAAUGUUUUCUACCGAGUUCUCUUGUCAGGUAUCGUCUCAUCUCGGAAAAUCCCCAACGCUCCCAAAGAGUUGGGGAUUAAAAGGAGAGUACAUGGUGUGAUUUCAAUUGUGUGCCGCAUUGAAGGCGUAUUUGUCAGCAAAAAGAGGAAUUCUGAUUCAUAAGAAGUAGCAUUAAGAGAUUUGGAUUGUGUAUAUUUGAAAGGCUGACUAAGGCAGACUCUUAUGCAACCUUUGUAGUGUAGUUUUAGAUUUGAUUGUACAGAUUUAAUUGUAUAAAAUUUUAUGUUUAUGCCUGUUUUGAUAAAUGACACCUUUUGUUUUCUGAACGUUUCAGUGGGAGAAUCCUUAAAUAUGAAUCAAAGAUGUUUAUUUGUUUGAGUUAGACAUUUGUGUUGAUUAAACAAGCAAAAAAACGAGUUCAUGCUGACGGUGGUUUCAGGAGCCUUAAAGAGUAGCUGUUUCGACAGGUUUCCUAAACAUGGUGCUCAGAGAUAUUUUUAUAUCCAAACUUUCUUUGACUGAAUGAACUCUGAACACCACUCUGUUGUUAUCCGCUUGUUGAGUUAUAAUGCGCUCCAGUCUGCUUUGUUUUUUUCUUGUCACAGUACUUUUGAUACCAAAUGAAAAAAGUAUCGUGUUUGACCUGGAUGAUAUUACCUGGUAUGUUGUCGUCAUUGAAAUGGCCAUUUAAAGGUCGCCACAGCAGCCCAUGUCACUAACAUUUCUUCUUCACAGAGAACA
Messenger RNA from Synchiropus splendidus (mandarinfish), 5617 nucleotides. It is a transcript of the gene phrf1, whose product is annotated as PHD and ring finger domains 1. The record is from RefSeq and is a predicted model, not a curated record. The transcript has 19 exons. Bases 104 to 4780 code for a protein of 1558 amino acids. Lineage: Eukaryota; Metazoa; Chordata; Actinopteri; Syngnathiformes; Callionymidae.